GGGUGAAUGUUUGGCGCUUUUCGCUUCAUUGUUAUUGUGGAAUUGAGAGUUCAGUAAUUGUUAUUUUUCAAUGAAUAAUUUGUAAUGUAAUAAUGCCGGCGUUUUUAAAGUAUAUUGACAUGGAAAAUUUCAAGUCCUACCGGGGUCAGCACCGUGUAGGACCUCUGAAAUCUUUUACUGCCGUUGUUGGUCCGAACGGUUCAGGAAAAUCAAAUUUUAUGGAUGCUGUAAGUUUUGUUAUGGGCGAAAAAACUUCUCUACUCCGAGUGAAACGACUCAGUGACUUGAUACAUGGUGCUUCUAUCAACAAACCUGUGUCACGAAGUGCAUCAGUGACAGCAACAUUUGUUCUGGAAGACAUGACCACAAAGCAGUUCCAGCGAUCUGUAAUAGGACAAUCCUCGGACCAUAAGAUUGAUGGACAGUCCGUGUCUGUCAGCCAGUAUCUAAGUGAGCUAGAGAAGCUUGGUAUUAACGUAAAGGCCAAGAACUUCUUAGUUUUCCAAGGAGCUGUUGAAUCUAUUGCUAUGAAAAACCCAAAGGAGAGAACUGCACUUUUUGAAGAAAUUAGUGGAUCUGGAGUACUAAAGGAACAAUAUGAAGCGUGCCGAGCAGAAGUAAACAGAGCUGACGAGGAGGCGCAGUUCUCAUAUCAGAAGAAGAAGGGAGUCGCCGCAGAACGUAAAGAGGCAAAGUUUGAGAAAGAAGAAGCGGAGAAAUAUACACGUCUUAAACAGGAGUUGCAAGAGCAAAAAGUAGAACUUCAACUAUUUUAUUUAUAUCAUAAUGAGAAAGAGAUACAGUCCCUUGAAGAGGACCUUCAGCACAAGCAGAAUGAGUUGACCAAGGUAGAGAAGAAGCGACAGAAGGCAGAGGAUGCUCUUAAAGAGAAGAAGAAAGAAGCAGGCACUGUGCAGAGGGAACUCGCUAAAAUAGAACAGGACAUAAGAGAAGUGGAAGCAGAAGUAUCUAAGAAGCGGCCGACAUUCAUAAAAGCGAAGGAGCGCGUCACUCACACGCAGAAAAAGUUGGAGAGCGCUUUAAAGACUCUGGAGCAGGCACGCAAGGCGCACGAGGCGCACCAGACCGACAUCAGGAAGCUGGAGGAGGAGCUGCGCCAGGUGGAGGAGCAGAAAGCCGCCUGGGAGCAGACCAUCCUCGGCACCAACCACAGCGGCAGAGCUGAUGUGCAUCUAGAGGAAGCUCAGAUUCGCGAGUACGAGGAGCUGAAGAUGGAGGCGUCUCGUCAGGCGGCGCGCUACCUGCAGGAGCUGGACUCCGUGAACCGCGAGCAGAAAGCAGACCAGGACCGCCUCGACAACGAGAUGCGUCGCAAGGGCGAGGUCGAGAACAAGCACCGCCAGAAGGGUCACGAGAGGAAUGAGGCAAUGAAGCGAGUGGAGAAGUUGAACGAGCACAUCAAGAGCUCGGAGCAGGCGCUGGAGGAGCAGAGGAGACUGAGAGCCGAGCUACAGGCGGACGUGGGCGAGUGUCGCGGGCGCGCGGCGGAGCUGCAGGCGCAGCUGGAGGAGGUGGCCUCGCAGCUGGGAGACGCGCGCGUGGACAAGCACGAGGAGGCGCGCCGCCGCAAGAAGCAGGAGAUCGUGGAGAGCUUCAAGCGCGAGAUCCCCGGCGUGUACGACCGCAUGAUCAACAUGUGCCAGCCCACGCACAAGCGGUACAACGUCGCCAUCACCAAGGUGCUCGGCAAGUACAUGGAGGCCAUCGUCGUCGACACCGAGAAGACCGCGCGCCGCUGCAUUCAGGUGCUCAAGGAGCGCAUGCUCGAGCCCGAGACCUUCCUGCCGCUCGACUACAUCCAGGCCAAGCCGCUGCGGGAACGACUCAGGGACAUAAAGGAGCCGAAGAACGUAAAGUUGUUGUUCGACGUGCUGCGCUUCGAGCCGCCCGCCAUCCACCGCGCCGUGCUCUUCGUCACCAACAACGCGCUCGUCUGCGAGACGCCGGAGGACGCCUCUCGCGUCGCCUACGACCUCGACCGCAACAAGAACAGCAGAUACGACGCGCUGGCGCUGGACGGUACCUUCUACCAGAAGUCGGGCAUCAUCUCCGGCGGCUCGCUGGACCUGGCGCGCAAGGCCAAGCGCUGGGACGAGAAACAUCUCUCCCAGCUCAAGGCUAAGAAAGAAAAAUUGACGGAAGAGCUCCGAGAGUCGAUGAAGAAGUCCCGCAAAGAGUCCGAGCUGACGACUGUGGACUCUCAGAUACGAGGUCUAGAGUCGCGUCUCAAGUACGCCAUCACUGACCGCGACACCACCUUGAAGCAAAUCAAAGCGCAGGACGCAGAGCUGGCGGAGUUGGAGAGAAAGAUAGAGAUGUUCGGACCGCAGAUAGAGGAGAUAGAGCGCACUAUCCGCGCGCGCGACGCCCGCAUCCAGGAGGUGAAGGAGAACAUGAACAACGUGGAGGACGUCGUCUUCCGCGGCUUCUGCAGGGACAUCGGCGUCGCCAACAUCAGACAGUACGAGGAGCGCGAGCUGCGCGCACAACAGGAGCGUGCCAAGCGACGUAUGGAGUUCGAGGCUCAGAUGGACCGCAUCGCCUCCAACUUGGAGUUCGAGCGCUCCCGCGACACCCAGAAGAACGUGACCAGGUGGGAGCGCACGGUGCAGGACGCGGAGGACGAGCUGGAGGCUGGGCGGCAGGCGGAGGCCAAGCAGCGGCAGGACAUCGACCGCGAGCUGCGCCGCGGGGAGACGCUGAAGGCGGACCGCGCGGAGGCCAAGCGCCGACAGCAGCUCGCAGACGACGACGUCGCCGCGGCUCGCAAGGAUCUCGCCAACAUUCAAAAAGAUAUUCAAAGCAUACAGAAACAGAUCUCCAGCUUGGAGUCGAAAAUAGAGAGCAAACGCAGCGAUCGACAUAACAUUUUGCGCCAGUGUAAGAUCGAUGACAUAAUAAUCCCUCUGCUGGAGGGCAGCCUGGAUGACACCGCGGACACGGAGUCUGAGCAGUCCUCGAUGUCCACCACGCAGCAGUACCGCCGGGAAUCCAGGAUCCGCGUGGACUACUCGUCGCUGCCGGAGUCGCUGCAGGAGCUGGAGGAGGCGGACGAGGUGAAGCGCAAAGCGGACAAGCUGCAGAAGAACAUCAACACGCUGCAGAACACAGUCGACAAGAUACAGGCGCCCAACAUGCGGGCGAUGCAAAAACUGGACGAAGUGCGUGAGAAAGUGAACGCGACCAACGAGGCGUUCGUGGCGGCGAGGAAACGCGCGCACAAAGCCAAGCUCGCCUUCGAGAAGGUGAAGAAGGAGCGCCACGACAAGUUCGUGGACUGCUUCGAGCACGUCGCCAACGAGAUAGACGCAAUCUACAAGGCGCUGGCAAUGAACCAGUCGGCGCAGGCGUUCCUGGGCCCCGAGAACCCGGAGGAGCCGUACCUGGACGGCAUCAACUACAACUGUGUGGCGCCGGGCAAGCGCUUCCAACCCAUGUCCAACCUUUCCGGUGGAGAGAAAACUGUCGCCGCCCUCGCUCUGCUCUUCGCCAUACACAGCUACCAGCCGGCGCCGUUCUUCUUGUUGGAUGAGAUCGAUGCGGCGUUAGACAACACCAACAUCGGCAAAGUGGCCUCGUACAUCCGCUCCAAGAAGGGCAGUCUGCAGACCAUCGUCAUCUCGCUCAAGGAGGAGUUCUACGGAUGUGCGGACGCGCUCAUCGGCAUCUGCUCGGAGCCUGCUGACUGUCUGGUGAGUGACGUGUACACGCUCAGUCUGGAGCCCUACCAGCUCUGACAUCGCCUGCGCAGCCCCCGCCUCACCUC
Papilio machaon (common yellow swallowtail) is the source of this 3787-nucleotide messenger RNA. RefSeq names its product structural maintenance of chromosomes protein 1A (gene SMC1). The transcript is spliced from 25 exons. Gene Ontology annotation, cellular component: chromosome; cohesin complex; nucleus. Gene Ontology annotation, biological process: sister chromatid cohesion. Bases 93 to 3758 code for a protein of 1221 amino acids. Gene Ontology annotation, molecular function: ATP hydrolysis activity; ATP binding; protein binding. The record is from RefSeq and is a predicted model, not a curated record. NCBI's taxonomy places the organism in Eukaryota, Metazoa, Arthropoda, Insecta, Lepidoptera, Papilionidae.